Molecule: messenger RNA, 4266 nt
Organism: Cottoperca gobio
Lineage: Eukaryota; Metazoa; Chordata; Actinopteri; Perciformes; Bovichtidae
Gene: vash2
Product: vasohibin 2
Exons: 9
Coding region: 455-1567 (370 amino acids)
Biological process (GO): regulation of angiogenesis
Cellular component (GO): cytoplasm
Source: RefSeq, a predicted model, not a curated record
AGGUCCGCUUUAUCCCGAUGAUUUAAUCAUGUGAUGGAUUGAAGAAGCAUAUUUUUUUUAUCAACAUGAAGUCUGAUUUUAUUGAGAGAUAGUUCAUACCGAGGCAGUGUCCAGGCUGCUGACGGGGAGGAAUGCACAGAGGAGGUCAUUUUCCCCGGACUCGGGUGGUGGGAGGCAACGGCCCCCGCAGUGUUGUUAGCUAGCUAGCGAAACAGAAGAACUUCCGGAUGAUAUUUUCAAAAUACAUAAAUCUCCGACGAGAACAGGAUUCGUUUGGUUGAAGUUCUCGACACAAUAAAUUAAUUGAUACACUUAAACCUAUCCUAAACGAAGACAUGGUUUGCUGUAGACGAUCAACAUGUACUGUCCAACACUGACAAACAAGAAGAAGCUCUUGUAGCUGGAGGAGGAUUGCCUGCCCUAACCUUUCCUCCUCCUGGCCCUCUUGGGAUCAAUGACCGGACCCAACUCCCCAAGCCGGACCGGCACCUCCUCAGCCAAGCUGAGCAGGCAUGGCCGGUCUAAGAGCUCCAGCUCGCACUGCCUCCUCCGCUGCAGCACCCAUGAGGAGUCCUCCGCCUCUACCCCUAAUAACAGCUCCCGGUCCCCUGGGGAGGAAGAGGAGAAAGAUGGAGGGGUUCUUUUCUACGUUAACAGGACCGGUUUUCCCAUCGAGAGCGUAACCUGGGACAGGAUGUGGUCCCAUGUGUCUGCUGUGCACCCCGAGGGCCAGGAGAUGGUGGAUAGGAUACGCAAUGCUGCAUACCUUCCCAAGCAUCCUGUUCCCUCAGUCCCGACCUUCAAACCGUCCAUGUCGGUCCCAGACUGGCUGGUGGCCAUCCAGAACUACAUGAAGGCUCUGCAAUACAACCACACAGGGACACAAUUCUUUGAGAUCAAGAAGAGCCGUCCGCUGUGUGGGUUAAUGGAGACAGCAAGAGAGAUGAUCAGAGAGUCUUUGCCAAUCAAAUGUCUCGAAGCCGUCAUCUUGGGAAUCUACCUGACCAACGGGCUGACGUCCCUCGAGCGUUUCCCCAUCAGCUUUAAGACACAGUUUUCGGGCCACUGCUUCCACCACGUCGUGCUGGGCGUCUACUGCAACGGCCGCUACGGAUCACUUGGCAUGAGCCGCCGCCCCGACCUGAUGGACAAACCACUGACACACCGCACACUGGGAGAACUGGUAGCUGACUUCGAGAGCUCCUACAAGAGAUACCAGCACACUCUGAAGAAGGUGAAGAUCGGCCUGUAUGUGCCUCACGACCCACACGUCUUCCAGCCAAUCGAGUGGAAGCAUUUGGUGCUGAAUGCGGCCCGACUGGGACCUCAGGAGAUGAGGAAGGAGCUGGAGAAACACGGCCGGGACAUGAGGAUGAAGAUCCUUAAAUCGUCGAGCGCUCAGUCGCCAAUCAAGGAGCGGAGCCGCGGGAAAUCCUUAUCACCACGGCGACGACAGAGCAGUCCCUCGCGACGCUUCACGCAACGCAGAGACAAAUCGCCGGCCUCGGUGGAGCGGAAACCUCCGGAGCUCAGCACCCUCAACGAUGGCUACCAGAUCCGCAUCUGAUCCCGUACUAUUUCCCCCCCCCCCCCGCCCUGAUCCUGCAGAGUCUCUUCCUGCCACCGAAGGUCUCAGGAGUCACUGCAGAGACUUUACACAGACGCUGCUCUGGUUUUAAUACUGCACUGUUCACCCGUUUAGUAGAGAUGAACCCAUGACAUCAUCAUCAUCACCAUCAUCAUCAUCAUCAUCAUCAUCAUCAUCAUCAUCAUCUUCACACCCCUCUGUAGCCUCACACGUCUGCGCAGCUCCUGCAGCACUUUGUCUUUAAGAAGACGAUCACAGAACGCAGGGAAAUGUGAGAAGGAGAGAAGAAGAGAGGGAGCGAUGCACUGAGAGGAUUCACUGCAGGAGACCAGACCAUUAGAGCACUGCGGCAACCCCCCCCCCCCCCCCCCCCCCCCCUCAUCCUCCUCUUCCCUCUGUUGACACAUAACUCAACACAUAACCACAGCUCUGUCCCAGCUGACGGUCAGAACUUCAACAGACAUGCAGUCUCUCCACACGUCUCUGAAGAAGUCCCUCUGCGUGUGACGUCUGCACAUAGGGAACCCUUUCAGACGUUACCUAACACUGAAACAUUAUUCAAACACACAAACCUUUUUAAAAAGGUGAACUUUUCACUGCUAUAAGUUACGAGAAGUCGUGUUCACAGUCUGACACACGGCCGCCUCCACGGCGAGCGGAUGUCAGCUGAUACCAAAGGUCACGACCUCUAGAGAGCUCACAACACUGUUAUUAGGAUGUUUAAAUCUCUGCGACAAAUAACUUUUGCUUUAAUACGUUAAGUUUGGUUCGGAGGCUGGUGCUCAGCAGCGUGCGCUCUGCGUCGUGUCCCACUUUGUUAAUUGUUAACGCAGCUUCUCAAUCAGUAACUCGUAUUUUCAGCUCUUCGCUCGACACCAACGAGAGUGAGGAAACCAUGAAGGUGAGCGAUGCCUCACAUUCAGUGUCUGCUUCAUGAUGCAUCAGGAGCUGAGAAGCUUGAACCUUCACCGUUCACACUUCAUCAGAUACAAACGCUUGAAACGUUGACAGCCAGUCGUUCUCACACGAUGCAGGUUAUAAGCACGUGCAUCCUGAAGUAUCUCCUGCUCUCUGUUCCUGUUACGUUCACACGGUGAACUUUAGUCUGGAGCCUUCACACUUCAGAGCAGCACUUUGGCGUCUGUACUGACUCGUGUUCAGCCUCACCGGGCGGUGACACGUCGACCAUCAGCGGGAGGAUUGAAAGUGUGUGUGCAGAGUGUUUCUGAUGUUGUCGUGUGAUUGUUUCACCGCUUCUCGCUCACGCUGUGUUUCGUUGCCAACUGAACAUUUCACCCGAGCUUUUUGUUUCCACAAUAAGCUAUGCACGCGCUGCGGUCGAGAAAUCCCCGUCUUCCACACGAUGGAGGAGGAAGAGGUGUGUGUGUGUGUGUGUGUGUGUGGCUCGAGCGACACACACACACACACACUAAUCGCCUUUUAAAACAUCUGUACAGAAAAUACAAAUCUUGGAUGAUAAGAACAUUUCUUAACGGUUUGGACCGUCGGAAAGACACAAAGACACAAAGACACAAAGACACCAGCUCAACAAGAAGCACAAAGCUGCUGGGGGGGGGGGGGGGUGCAACAUAUCAAACGGAGGUUCAACAGUUAACGAGAACCUUCUCCACCUUCUGUUCUGUGGAUCCCGACGACAGUGACUCCAUGUAGCAGCAUUAGAGACUUCUGUGCUUGACAAUUUAUCUUAUUGAAUGUUUUUACGUUUGUGUUCUGACUUCUCAAAUCGCGUGUAAUCGAGACGUUUGAUUGGUUGCUCGUGCACUCCUUGUAAAGAGGCAUUUGAAACACCGUGUAGUUGUCGCAGGUGUUCUCUUUCAUGGCCUUUUGAUUUGUUUCCAAAGUGCUGAUGUCGUGCGUCUCAACUCCAUGUCGGUCCUCGACUUACUGUCACUGGAGUCUGUUUGAAAAUCAGCGAUGAAUACGGAAACCAGGCCGCAGGCUGACGACCAGGAGGCCGCAGGCUGACGACCAGGAGGCCGCAGGCUGACGACCAGGAGGCCGCAGGCUGACGACCAGGAGGCCGCAGGCUGACGACCAGGAGGCCGCAGGCUGACGACCAGGAGGCCGCAGGCUGACGACCAGGAGGCCGCAGGCUGACGACCAGGAGGCCGAUCACUGAGAUCCAAACGUUCCCUGUUGCGUAUGAUAAUGAAAUUCUACAUUUUGUAUUUGUGCUAAAUUGACAAGAUAAAGUGUUUUCGUUUUUUUUUCUCCCAGAAGCCAAAACCAAAUUGAGAGCAACAUAUCUGAACAAUGUUUAGAAUAUAUUGAGUGGAUAUGAGGAAUGUCCCAGUGCCUCAGCAGUAAGAGUGUUAGCGCGUGAGAAUAUCUUUAAGAUGUUAUACUUCCACUUCCUGCUUUAGUGUUCCUGAUCAAACACGUGCUGAUUGGUUCUGCUUGUAAAGAACAUUUAAAAGCAGAACAAAGGGACACUCAUCCUUCAGUGUGUGUGUGUGUGUGUGUGUAACAGCACACACACACACUUAUUAUUUUAAAGAGCGCUUGUUCCCUGUGUGAGGACUUGGUGUGAUUUUGUAUUCCUGUGGAGAUCAACAGUAGGAGACGAUGUGACCUUCAGUAAAUAUUAUUAUUGUUACAGUGUCGGUGGUCUGACAGCAGCAGCAUGUCUUCUUUUAAUAAAUGAUCUAUGUUUUUAA